Monoraphidium neglectum is the source of this 643-nucleotide messenger RNA. RefSeq names its product ribose-phosphate pyrophosphokinase. Lineage: Eukaryota; Viridiplantae; Chlorophyta; Chlorophyceae; Sphaeropleales; Selenastraceae. Gene Ontology annotation, molecular function: magnesium ion binding; ribose phosphate diphosphokinase activity. Gene Ontology annotation, cellular component: ribose phosphate diphosphokinase complex; cytoplasm. The annotation marks the transcript as partial. The record is from RefSeq and is a predicted model, not a curated record. The transcript has 4 exons. Gene Ontology annotation, biological process: purine nucleotide biosynthetic process; 5-phosphoribose 1-diphosphate biosynthetic process.
AUGGGCUUGAUAAGCGGUUCAGGGGGCGCUCUGCAGCCCGGGUCGGGCCGGCUGCGCCAGACUGCUGUGCGCAGGCUGCGCUUUGGCACCACCGCCGAGGUCCACGCUGCUGUGUCGAUGCCCACGGCGCCCAGCUCGAACAGCGCCCCGGACGCCAACGGCGCAGCUGUCGCCGGUGGCGCGGUGCUGCCUGGGCGCGUGCCCGGUCGCGCGGUACUGGAGGUGCCUGGCUGGCAGGACUCGCGGCCCGCACGCGCAGCGGCGCCGCACCUGGCGCACCCCGUGCGCAGCCGCCUGCGGCUGUUCUCGGGCACCAGCAACCCCGCUCUGGCGGGGGAGGUGGCGUCAUACCUGGGCAUGGAUCUGGGCAAGAUCAAGAUCAAGCGCUUUGCGGACGGAGAGAUCUACGUCCAGCUUGGCGAGAGCAUCCGCGGCGCUGACGUGUUCCUAGUGCAGCCGACCAGCCCCCCCGUCAACGACCACUUCAUGGAGCUGGCCGUGAUGAUCGACGCCUGCCGCCGCGCGUCUGCGCGCUCCAUCACGGCGGUGGUCCCCUACUACGGCUACGCGCGCGCGGACCGCAAGACGCAGGGCCGCGAGUCCAUCGCCGCCAAGCUGACGGCCAACCUGAUAACGGAGGCGG